ACUUUGGCUGUGUGAGGAGGAUUUGUGCUCGCCCUAAUCAAGAAUUUUAUCUGGUUUGCAGGCGAACCCGGUCCUUGAAUGCCCCGAGUCCAAUCCAGCAGUUUGGGCCCUGCGGCCGGAUCAUGAAGAACUCCGCGAUGGUUAUGACGAUACAGGAUCCCGCAAGCCAGAGGCUCACCUGGUACAAGCCACCGCUAACAGUUCUUGUCAUCAAGAAGGUUCGAGAUGUGUCGGUACUUCAACCAUUUGUCCAACUUGUCAACUGGCUAAUCGAGGAGAAGCACAUGGUUGUGUUUGUGGAGCAAACAGUUAUGGAUGACACCUUGCUCGUCAACAAUCCGAGCUUCUCGGUCGUGAAGGACAAGCUCAUGACAUUCCGAGAUGGAAAGGAUGAUCUCACCGACAAGAUUGACUUCAUCAUUUGUCUUGGUGGUGAUGGAACACUUCUGUAUGCCAGUUUGUUGUUCCAGCAAUCUGUGCCACCUGUCAUGGCAUUUCAUCUUGGUUCCUUGGGAUUUCUCACGCCAUUUGAAUUUGACAACUUCCAGGAGCAAGUUACAAAUGUGUUGGAAGGACACGCAGCAUUAACGCUUCGAAGUAGACUGAGGUGCAUCAUUAUGAGGAAGAAUGAUGAACUAAGCAAAUCAUCAAAACCUCCCACAAAUCUCCUCGUACUUAACGAAGUGGUGAUUGACCGAGGACCUUCGCCUUACCUCUCUAACAUUGAUCUCUUCCUGGACGGCAAACACAUCACAUCAGUGCAGGGCGACGGUCUCAUCGUUUCGACGCCAACCGGAAGCACGGCUUAUGCAGUAGCAGCUGGAGCAUCCAUGAUCCACCCCAGUGUCCCGGCCAUCAUGGUCACUCCAAUCUGUCCGCACUCUCUCUCUUUCAGGCCCAUUGUGGUCCCUGCAGGAGUUGAACUAAAGAUCUCAGUGUCUCCUGAUAGCAGGAACACGUCGUGGGUGUCAUUCGACGGGCGCAACCGGCAAGAGCUGUUUCAUGGUGAUAGCCUUCGUGUGACAACAUCCAUCUACCCAGUGCCUUCAAUCUGUGCCCAAGACCAAAUAUCUGACUGGUUUGACUCCCUGGCAGAAUGCCUUCAUUGGAAUGUGCGUAAGAGGCAGAAACAUCUCGAUGAACUCAGCGACCUAACACACUCGAGUUCCAAUGAUACGCUCGACUCACUUGACCACACAGAUCAGCUUGACAGCUAGAUGCAUGAAGGUGGAAUGGCCUAAGAGACUGCAUGGAUGUUACAGGCUGAUGUGCCGAACGUGGCCGUUCUUGGCUGGUAUGAGGUGAAGUGUGUUGCAGUCUGUGGUCCUUCACUAUGUUAUCAGUACAACUUGUGAUUAUUAUGGUGCAAUGCAAGGGUAUACUAAGGAUUAUAGGAUCAUGGAAGUAACAGGCCUUUAAAGUACAUCAGAAUAAUUGUUAUUUAAAUUGAACUUUGUGUAAGGAAAUCAAUAUAAGGUACAUAUUUCAUCAUAAUACCAAUCAUCAUACGCAUAAAGGACUUUGAUUUGUAGUGAAUCUGUAGCGGUACUUGUGAUGUGAUUGGGUGAGAUUUGAGGUUCUCACUUUAGCAAAUAUGAAGCUGGCUCUCUUCUGGGAUGUAGCACGACGUUUUCUGGUAGAUAUUGACUGAAGUUUUAAUGAUGGAGGCAGUAAGCUCUUGUGAAAUGUCGGUCAGUAUCGACCUGACUGCACUUUGCUACGCCUAUAAGACGGCUACCUUCGUAUGAUGGGAAUAUGUUUUACAAUAAUGGAGAGAAGAAUGAAGCAUAUUUACUGCAGAUGGAUCCAGAUAGAGAAAGAGAUGCCUACAAACAGCUGUUGAUGUUAUGUUAAUAUUUAGAGAAAUAUAUUGUGUAUACAUGUACCUCUGUUGAAAUUUUUGUCAUUUUAUUGUGCGUGAUGUGCCACUAUAAAAUUCACAGUGUUAUAAUUUUAAUAGGAACUGUAUCACCUUUGCAUCUCCAUGCAAUGUUGCAUAAACACGUGUUUAAUUAUAGAGAGUAAAAUAUUAAUUUAUCAGUAUUCUUCAUAUUAUGAAAUACAUUUGAAUAAAUUACUUGGUUAUUAGUCAGA
Molecule: messenger RNA, 2094 nt
Organism: Zootermopsis nevadensis
Lineage: Eukaryota; Metazoa; Arthropoda; Insecta; Blattodea; Termopsidae
Source: RefSeq, a predicted model, not a curated record